AAUGGGAAUAUCAAUGAAUGAGAUCGAUCUAUCUCCCUCUCCUUGAUCUGAUCGGCUUGCUUAAGAGCGGCCGUUUUGAUCUCGUCGGCUUUCUUGGAGGGCUCGGCGGCGAACUGGUGAUGGUCUGAUUUUUUGGCUGCUUCUUCGGCGAAGCUAUUGGGUCGUUUCCACAGAUCUUCCAUUGUUUGUCUCUUCAGUUGCAGGACUGAGAGAGAGAAAGAUAAUGUGUUGGUGGGUUUGGAACCCAGUCUCAUGUUUCUACAGAUAUUGGACAUAGUUCCGGAUAAGUUCAGAGUUGUGGCCCUAGCAGCUGGCUCAAAUGUUACUCUUCUUGUGGAUCAGGUGAAGAGGUUCAAACCCAAACUAGUUGCUGUUAGAAAUGAAUCAUUAGUUGAUGAGCUUCAAGAGGCUCUAUCUGGUUUAGAAGACAAGCCUGAGAUCAUUCCUGGGGAGCAAGGAGUCAUUGAGGUUGCUCGGCACCCAGAUGCAGUCACAGUAGUUACAGGAAUAGUUGGUUGUGCAGGACUGAGGCCUAUAGUGGCUGCAAUAGAAGCUGGGAAAGACAUCGCUUUAGCCAAUAAGGAGACUCUGAUUGCUGGAGGCCCAUUUGUUCUUCCUCUUGCGCACAAGCAUAAUGUGAAAAUUCUUCCUGCUGAUUCAGAACAUUCUGCAAUUUUUCAGGGUAAGGAGGAGAUGCGUUGAAGAUUAUCCCCUGUAUAAAUGAAUUGUAUCAUUCCUUGUUGCUGGUGGACAAUAUUUAUAAUGGAAACGUCAUUUGUACCUGUAAAAUAGGACUAGAUAAAGUUGGCUGUCAAGUAA
Molecule: messenger RNA, 819 nt
Organism: Fragaria vesca subsp. vesca
Lineage: Eukaryota; Viridiplantae; Streptophyta; Magnoliopsida; Rosales; Rosaceae
Product: 1-deoxy-D-xylulose 5-phosphate reductoisomerase, chloroplastic-like
Exons: 6
Coding region: 253-702 (149 amino acids)
Source: RefSeq, a predicted model, not a curated record